This is a messenger RNA of Mollisia scopiformis, 1425 nucleotides long. RefSeq names its product glycoside hydrolase. Gene Ontology annotation, cellular component: cell surface; extracellular region. Gene Ontology annotation, molecular function: beta-glucosidase activity. The record is from RefSeq and is a predicted model, not a curated record. The transcript has 3 exons. Bases 1 to 1425 code for a protein of 474 amino acids. Gene Ontology annotation, biological process: glucan catabolic process. Lineage: Eukaryota; Fungi; Ascomycota; Leotiomycetes; Helotiales; Mollisiaceae.
AUGUCAAACGGAUUUCUGAAGGUUGAGGGAGAGAAGGUUGUCGAUGGCAAAGGAAAUGCCAUUGUACUUCGAGGAGCAGGUCUCGGAGGAUGGAUGAAUAUGGAGAAUUUCAUUACAGGAUAUCCAGGCCAUGAACAUCAACAUCGAGCAGCAAUGCUGAAAGUCUUGGGGAAAGAGAAGCAAGAAUUCUUUUUCGACAAGUUCUUGGAAUACUUCUUCAUGGAGGACGAUGCCAAGUUCUUUGCCAGCCUGGGCCUCAACUGCAUACGUCUGCCAUUCAAUUACAGGCAUUUUGAAGACGAUAUGAAUCCGCGAGUGCUGAAGGAGUCUGGUUUCAAGCACCUUGAUCGUGUGAUUGACCUCUGUGCCAAACAUCAAAUCUACACGAUCCUCGACUUGCAUGCCCUUCCUGGUGGACAAAGCCCCGGCUGGCACUGCGACAGUGGCAGCUCAUACGCUGCGUUCUGGGACCACAAAGACCAUCAGGACCGGGUAAUCUGGCUUUGGGAGCAGAUUGCUACGCACUACAAGGACAAUACGUGGGUAGCGGGGUACAAUCCAAUCAAUGAGCCUUGCGAUCCCGAACAUUGGCGUUUGCCUGCUUUCUACGAACGCUUCGAGCCUAUAAUUCGAGAGAUCGACCCUAAUCAUAUACUCUGGAUGGAUGGGAACACGUUUGCUGCCGAAUGGAAGACUUUUGACCAUGUUCUGCCAAAUAGCGCAUAUUCUCUGCACGACUACAGUCAGAUGGGCUUCCCGACUGGCGAGCGAUUCAAGGGCACACCGGAGCAAUUGGCAAAACUUGAACAACAGUUCUUGAGAAAAGCGUCAAUCAUGCAGCAACACAAAGUCGUAGCCUGGAAUGGAGAAUUUGGCCCUGUAUACUCAGAUCCAAGGGUGGACGCAGAUGCCGAAGAAAUCAACCAAGAGCGCUACAACCUUCUUGGCGCACAACUAAAUGUAUACGACAAAUAUCAGAUCCCAUGGAGCAUCUGGUUAUACAAAGAUAUUGGAGUACAAGGAAUGGUAUAUACCGACCCUGAAGGGCCUUGGAUGAAGAAAAUCCAACCUUUCUUAGAGAAGAAGAAAAAGUACCAACUGGACGCCUGGGGGAAGUAUCCCAGCAAAGAAAUUGACGAUUUGUUCGCUCCACUUGCGAAUUUCAUCGAUAUAGCAUGUCCCGAAGCAACGAACACUUAUCCGACCACUUGGCCUACUCGAACACAUCUUGCCAGGAAUGUGAUAGAGACGUUCAUGGCACAGGCUUUCUCGAUGGAGUUUGCGAAUCUGUUCAAGGGUAUGAGCAUGGAGCAGCUCGAUGAGGUUUUGCAAAGCUUCAAAUAUUCUCAUUGCAAGCAAAGGAGUGGAUUGAACAAGAUCAUGAGUGAUCAUGCUGCGCUUCGUAGGAAGGGUGCAAGUGGUUGA